GAUGCCACCUGGUUGCCAGGUAACCGGAGCUGGACCGCGGUGCGAUUGAGGCCGCGGGAACCGAGCGGCGGGUGGCGAGGGUCUCACCAAGGCCGCCAGAGCUCGGAGGGAGCUCUCCACCUGGAGUUUUGCACCUGACGUCUCAGAUCUGAGUCUCACCACACACGCUGCAGAUAAUGCCUGCCAGCCCGCCAGCCUGGGCCCCACUCCCUGCCCGCCUCUGAUCUCGGGCACUCCACCGGAUGCCACUCUCAGGACCCAGAGUCUUCCCAGCUUCUCAGCUUCGGUCCUCCACCCAGCUGCACAGAAUGUCUUCAGGGCCUGGGGAUGUGGGGUCUCCUUCUCCCUUGUCUACACAGGCUGGGGAUGCAGGGGGCUCCUCCUCCAGCACAGCCUGGGGCCAGCCAUGUGUCCCCAAGACUCCAAGGACUUCCCAGCUGGAGCCCAGAAAGCAGAGCUGAGGAAGGUGUCUGAGGCCCCAGAGGCUGGGGGACUCUCCUGGCCCAGAUGCCGGCUCCUCCCCGACUACACCCAGGUGGCAGGCAGACGGUGAAGGAUGAGGGAGGGGCAAGCCCCACGCGGAAGUCAGGUAGGAGUGUCCAACUCCUACCUGGCAGCCACUCUCCUGGCCGCCAGCGCCAGCCCCGGAACUCCAGCCGCAACCAGCAUGCAGGGCGAAGAGAACCUGGUGGAGCCUGAAGGGGACAGCUUCCCGCUGAUGGAGAUCGGUCACUGCGAGACCGAGGCCUCCGAGCAGUGGGACUACGUCCUCGUGGCCGACCUUCGCACCCAGAAGGACCCCCAGCAGAUGCAGCAGCAGUGGCAGUUCCUGGAAGAGCUCAGGAGAAAGGGCUUCCACACCAAGAUGAUAAAGGACCAGAAACAGGUGUUCUUCGGGAUCCGUGCUGAUAACAGCAUCUUCGACCUGUACCGCACCCUCCUCCCGGAGCCCGAGGGUCUUGCCCGCCGUGCCCAGCAGGCCUCGUCUGUCCCAGUCACCACAGGAAUCCGAAUCGUGAACUUCGUGGUCCAGAAAAACAAGACCUCCGCUGGCAAGACAUUCGAGAAUUUGGUGAAGGACGGGGUCUUCGAGACCAGCUUCCCCCUACACAAGGAGGAACAACAGCUGAAGACCUGGGCACAGUGGAGGGGCAUGUUCCGCAAGCAGCCAGUGAAUGAAAUCAGGGACUACUUCGGGGAGAAGGUGGCCCUGUACUUCGCCUGGCUGGGCUGGUAUACCUACAUGCUGGUGCCAGCCGCCCUGAUGGGCCUCGUGAUUUUCCUGAGUGGAUUCUCGCUGUUCGAGGCCAGCCAGAUCAGCAAGGAGAUAUGUGAAGCCGACAACAUCCUCAUGUGUCCCCUUGGAGACCACAGCCGCAGGUACCAGCGGCUCUCGGAGACCUGCACUUUCGCCAAGCUAACCCACCUCUUUGACAACGAUGGCACGGUGGUGUUCGCCAUCUUCAUGGCUCUCUGGGCCACAGUGUUCCUGGAGAUCUGGAAGCGGCAGCGAGCCAGUGUGGUCCUGCUGUGGCACCUGUACGGGUGGGACGAGGACCAGGAGGAAAUGGCACUUGAGCUCAUUAACUGUCCCAGCUACGAGCUGCGGCUGCAUGAGCACUCCUACCUACGCAGCACUGUCAUCCUGGUCCUCACCCUGCUCAUGAUCUUCCUCAUGAUCGGCAUGGCGCACGUCCUGGUGGUCUACCGAGUCCUGGCCUCCGCGCUCUUCAGCAGCUCGGCGCUGCCCUUCCUGGAGGAGCAGGUGACCACAGCCGUGGUGGUGACCGGGGCCCUGGUGCACUACGUGACCAUUGUCAUCAUGACCAAGGUCAAUAAGCUCGUGGCCCUGAAGCUUUGUGACUUCGAGAAGCCCCGGACCUUCUCGGAGCGGGAGAGCAAGUUCACCAUCCGCUUCUUCACACUGCAGUUCUUCGCCCACUUCUCCUCACUCAUCUACAUCGCCUUCAUCCUGGGCAGGAUCAACGGCCACCCGGGGAAGUCCACGCGCCUGGCGGGCCUGUGGAAGCUGGAAGAGUGCCACGCCAGCGGCUGCAUGAUGGACCUGUUCGUGCAGAUGGCCAUCAUCAUGGGCCUAAAGCAGACGCUCAGCAACUGCGUGGAGUACCUGGGCCCGUGGCUGGCGCACAAGUGGCGCUCCAAGCAGGCCUCUGCGCCCGCCCGGGACCCCGAGCUCAGGGACUGGCAGCGAAACUACCUUCUGAACCCCGUCAACACCUUCAGCCUGUUCGACGAGUUCAUGGAGAUGAUGAUCCAGUAUGGCUUCACCACCAUCUUCGUGGCCGCCUUCCCGCUGGCGCCGCUGCUCGCGCUCUUAAGCAACCUCGUGGAGAUCCGCCUGGACGCCAUCAAGAUGGUCCGGCUGCAGCGGCGCCUGGUGCCCCGCAAAGCCAAGGACAUCGGGACCUGGCUCCAGGUGCUGGAGACCAUCGGCGUGCUGGCGGUCAUUGCCAACGGGAUGGUCAUCGCCUUCACAUCUGAGUUCAUCCCUCGCGUGGUCUACAAGUACCGCUACAGCCCGUGCCUGAAAGAAGCCAACUCUACAGUCGACUGCCUCACGGGCUACGUCAACCACAGCCUGUCCGUCUUCUACACCAAGGACUUCCAGAAGCCUGAUGGGAUUGAGGGCUCAGAAAAUGUGACUCACUGCAGGUACAGGGACUACCGUCAUCCCCACCAUUACACCCUCACCAAGAAGUUCUGGUUCCUCCUGGCCAUCCGCCUGGCCUUCGUCAUCCUCUUUGAGCACGUGGCCUUGUGCAUCAAGCUCAUUGCUGCCUGGUUCGUGCCUGACGUCCCGCAGUCGGUGAAGAACAGCAUUCUGGAGAAAAAGUAUGAGAAGAUGAAGGAAAGGCAGCCCCCGACGCCCACCCAUCCCACCUCAGCCUCCAUCUUCAGCGCCAGGAGCACAGACGUGUAGGGCCAGAGCCUGUCCAGAGGCCCUGGCCCCCAGGAGCUGAGACAGUGCCAGUGCCUCCCACCCGGCCUCCGCUGUGCAUGUGGAGGGAGAGUGCUGUAAGAAGGCUGUGCGCAUGGGGGCUGCAGGAGUUCCUGUAUGUUCGGGGCAUCUGUGAGCCGCCGGCUUGUUCUGCCUGCUCCGUCUCUGGGGGGGCUCUCAAGCUUGGUACAUCCUGGAUUGAACUCUGGAUGACCCUGGGCACCCACAGAACUGGGAGAGGGACUUCUCAGGCAGCCACAAGGCAGGAGAACUGGCCCAAGUUUCCUGGGCCCCAGAUUCUGCCGUGCCCCCAUUCUGGGUGUUGGGAGGUGGCCGGAGCCCACCUGGCCGGCCUGUUCCCUUUGGCCAGCAGGAGUUUCUGUAAUAAAAUUAAACCUGUU
This is a messenger RNA of Callithrix jacchus (white-tufted-ear marmoset), 3360 nucleotides long. It is a transcript of the gene ANO9, whose product is annotated as anoctamin 9. Gene Ontology annotation, biological process: chloride transmembrane transport. Lineage: Eukaryota; Metazoa; Chordata; Mammalia; Primates; Cebidae. Gene Ontology annotation, cellular component: plasma membrane. The record is from RefSeq and is a predicted model, not a curated record. Gene Ontology annotation, molecular function: chloride channel activity.